UUUAAUGAAGCAUCCCAACAUGUCGUGGCCUGGUGUCUCAAAUCCUCCCCGGUGUUUUAAAAUUAGAUUUUGAUCUUUUUUGGUGUCUUUUGAACAGCAGGUUCUCCCAAUUAUCCUUUGUUACCCAAAAAUAACCAAAAAGGAAAAAAAAAACAAACAAGCGAGUGAUAUAGCUUAGCCGGUCAUUAGUGUCAGGGUUCUUAAAUCAGCUAACCUGCAGUUUCUGCUUCAGUAAAUUUGCAUUUUAUAAUGCGCCUUUUAUAAAUAAUUUCAAAAGUAAUCUUUGUCUUUUAACUGCAAUGGCGGAUUUUGAUUUCAUUAUUUUUUUUUACGAGCUACUGUCGAGCAAUUCGUAAGAAAAUUUAUGCUGAGAUUUUAAUCAAAAUAGAAAUUAUUGCAAAAACAGGAUUCUCUUUUGUGCAUUGAAUUUUUUUAGCAAGUGUAGUUAAAGUUAAAUAAAAAUUUACCGGUUCUUUUAUGUUAUUUUAAUCAAUUGGUCUGACUUUGGUGUGCUAACAACAAACCUUUCGAUUAUUACUGUUUUUAAAACCCAAAUAUUCUUAUCAAAAUCACCUGCGACGCUAAUUAGCUCGGACAGUCAGCCUUUCAAAUUAUGUUUUUGUUUACAGAAACUGUCGGCAUGAAAUCCUCAAAUUUGGCAUGAAAACAUUCUGAUAGAAUUCUGUGGAUUUAAUUUUGAAGUUCUGAAGUCGUGAAACAAUUUCGGUCGGAUAAAUAGAAAAAUGGACAGAAAAAUGGAGUAUAAUUCAGACAAAUUUGCGGAUAAAAGUAGCAAAGAGUUCAGAACAAGUGAUUGCAAGCCAAAUUAUGAAAAUACAAGUUUAAUUCUGACCUCUCAAAGUACAGAUGCUACAGAGCAGGGAGAAUUAGCUAGCAAAAAUGAAAAUCCUCGAGCCAUUAAUAGUUCAAACCAAAAUCUGCGAACGUUUAUUGAAACUCCUAACACGACCUCAAAAACGCUUAUUUUGAACAACCAAAAUACACGUGAACCGAAUCGGGAAGAUUGUGAAAUUUCUGAGAAGCCGCUGUCAAAAUCGAGUUUUUCAGUGGAUCAGUCUAACUCAGAAGAAGAAUAUUACGACUUCAAAAACAAGUCCGAAACUCCGGAAAAACCUAGAACGCCACGAAGAAAACUUGUUAAGCUAAUUCACCAAGAAUCACUUAAGCAGGAUAGUGAAAGUCUUUCAAAAGAUAGUGAAUCUUUAACCUUCGAAGGUGAAAAUUGGGUUUCACAGAAUAGUCCAGAUAAAAUCAGAGAAAAUGACAGCGAAAACUUAGACGUUUUAUUUACAGAAUCAGAUCAAUUUCCUAGAAAUUCUUUGCCUAAAGAAACAGUUUCAGCUCAUAUAAUACAAGAAAAAUUGAGCGAAGAUUUAGAUUUGUUUGCAAACCCCGAAGAAAAUGAAUCUCAAAGCCUAAGUAAAAGUUAUAAGUCCCCUGGUAAAAGUUAUAUUUUAUUACCAGCCAGUUCAAAUGCUGGGAAACUUUCAAAACCUUGCAGCAGUUUCAAAAAUGAAACUAACAGUGAAAUUAUCAAGCCCAACCGGCCAUUGUCAGUUAUAAUUUCAGUUGAUCCCGAAAUCGUACCCAGUAGAUUGGACGCUCCAGUUACCCUAGAGCGGGCUUUUUCUCAAUACAAUAAGAACAAACCAAGUUCUUCCGUCAAAGUUUCAGCUAACAAAAGCCGGAAGCCUUUUGGAAACAGCGUAUUUACGACAAAUUCUUCGGAACAGAAGCGGAUAACAGAUUCUCCCGAAAGCCUCUCUCAAAUUGAAAAAUCCGGCUCAACUAAAUCCAAACUGAAAGCUUCUGACAUCAAACGAGAUUUAAACAAUUCGGAUAAUUCUGGGAAUUCAAGUAAACCGGUUAAUUUGAAAUCAGAAGUUAGCUGUAAACGCCCUUUAAACCGAAGCUACACAGUCUCAAAUACAAACCCAAAUUUACAACCGUCAAACUCAAGUUUAUGCGACCGAGAUAGAAGUAAUAUUAUUACUAGUUAUAACAUUGGGUCUGCUUCGCCUUUUACUGGGAAACAUAAUAACCGCGCCUUAUUCCGGGAACACAGUCCGAAUAUAGGCUGGAAAACAAGGUCAAGGUCUGUUCGCCAGCCUAGAAAGUCUGGUUAUUUUGGUUAUCGACAAGCUGGAAUUAAUCACUAUUCAUCCUAUUAUUCUCCGAAUACAGGUGUCGGAGUUAAAUUAGCAGAUUUUGAUCCCCAAAUCUUUCUUAAAAGUCCAAUAUUGACAGGGGGAAAAUUAAAUAAUAGGAUUGUCUCAGCUUCUUACAAGAAUUUGGAACAAAGGAACUAUUUUUCUGGCAGCGGUCAGCUUUUAAUUCGCGACUCAAUCAGUCUAAAAAGAUCACCACAAAAUUCAUUUCGGCGUGAAUUAAUCAAUGAUUUGAAUAAACAGUUUGGACCAAGCUCGAGACACCAAAACUCUGGAAAAAUCCUGGAGGGCGCGGGAGUUUUCCACGGAGCUAACCCGCUUCAAAGUGCGGUGGGUUCUUCUCAAAAUUCACUGGGAAAUCUGAGUAGAGGAGAAAGUUUAAGACAUCGAAAUCAGAUUGAAAGAACGAUUUCGAAUGCUACAGAACAG
Messenger RNA from Symsagittifera roscoffensis, 2618 nucleotides. RefSeq lists its product as uncharacterized. The transcript has 2 exons. The record is from RefSeq and is a predicted model, not a curated record. NCBI's taxonomy places the organism in Eukaryota, Metazoa, Xenacoelomorpha, Acoela, Convolutidae. The annotation marks the transcript as partial.